Messenger RNA from Camelina sativa (false flax), 2952 nucleotides. Lineage: Eukaryota; Viridiplantae; Streptophyta; Magnoliopsida; Brassicales; Brassicaceae. The record is from RefSeq and is a predicted model, not a curated record.
AUGUGUUCGAAAGCUAAUAUCCCAUGGAAGGUCCCUGGACUGCCUGUGCCAAUUGAGAAUUUGAUCCUCCGAUAUGUGAAGCAUAAGGCUGAUUGGUGGACAAAUGUUACUCUCUACAAUCGUGAGCGUAUUAGAAGAGGCGCAACGGUUGAUAAGACAGUUUGUAGAAAGAAUCUUGGAAGGAUGACUCGUCUUUGGUUGAAGGCAGAACAGGAAAGACAACAUAAUUACCUGAAAGGCGGUUGUCCUGUCACUCCGGACGAAGCUGUGGCAACUUAUAGAACUACCGUAGAAUGGCUGGAAGCAAGGAAAUUUUCACCAAUUGCAUUUCCUCCUAUGUCGUACAAACACGAGACGAAGUUGCUCAUCCUUGCCCUUGAGAGACUCAAAGAAUCAUGUGGAGGUGAAAGGUUGAACCAGCAGCAGCGAGAAGAGCUUGGUCUAAUUGAACAAGCAUAUGACAACCCUCAUGAAACUCUAGAACGAAUUAAGCGUCACCUUUUCACGCAGCGUCAGUUCAAAGAAGUGGGCAUUGAGUUUAUGGAUCUCUACAGAAAUUUGAUUCAAGUCUAUGAAACUGAUCCUUUAGAGAAAAUUACGGAUGCCUAUCUUGAUCAAUACCUGUGGUAUGAGGCUGACAAGCGACACUUGUUUCCGAACUGGAUUAAGCCUGCAGACUCAGAGCCACCACCGCUUCUGGUUUACAAGUGGUGUCAGGGUAUAAAUAAUUUGCAAGGUAUAUGGGACACAUCCGAUGGGCAAUGUGUGGUGAUGCUCCAGAAAAAGUUUGAAAAGUUGUUUGAGAAGGUUUAUUUCACAUUAUUGAACAAGCUUCUUCGUUUGAUUGUUGACCCCAGUAUUGCAGACUAUGUGACUGCCAAGAAUAAUGUGGAUCUGUCUUACAAGGAUAUGAGACAUACUAACUUGCAUGGUCUCAUUAGGGGACUUCAGUUCUCAUCCUUUGUUACACAGUUUUAUGGACUAGUGCUGGAUCUUUUGCUUCUUGGUUUAACUAGAGCGAGUGAGAUUGUUGGGCCACCACAGACGCCCAACGAAUUUAUGACCUAUUGGGAUACAAAAGUUGAAACGCGACAUCUAAUAAGACUAUAUUCUCGGUAUAUAGACAAAGUGCACAGAAUGUUUAAAUUUAGCCAUGAAGAGGCUCGAGAUUUUAUUCAACGUUAUCUUAGGGAGAAUCCUGAUCCCAACAAUGAGAACAUGGUGGGGUAUAACAACAAUAAGUGUUGGCCGAGAGAUGCCAGGAUGAGGUUGAUGAAACAUGAUGUCAAUCUUGGUAGAAGUAUCUUCUGGGAAAUGAAGAACCGUCUUCCUCGGAGCCUUACCAGUUUUGAGUGGGAGAAUAGCUUUGUCUCUGUGUACAACAAGAACAAUCCUAGUCUGCUGUUCAGCUUGUGUGGAUUUGAAAUCCGCAUACUUCCAAAAGUCAGGAUGAGCCAAGAAGCUUUCAGCAACAUAGGGGACGGUGUAUGGAAUCUGCAGAAUGAACAGGCUAAAGAGAAGACUGCAUUUGCUUUUCUGCGGGUUGAUGAAGAACACAUGAAGGUUUUUGAGAAUCGUGUGAGACAAAUUUUGAUGUCGUUCGGGUCAUCCACAUUUACCAAAAUCGCCAAUAAAUGGAACAUAACUCUGAUAGGUCUCAUGACUUAUUUUCGUGAAGCCACUUUGCAUACGCCAGAGCUCAUUGAUCUGUUGGAACUCGGUGGGCUUGGAAUGCUAUCUAUGAGUCAUAUUCUAAUCCCACAAAGUGACAUAAGGUAUAGCAGGCAAACAGACGUUGGUGUUACCCAUUUUAGGAGUGGAAUGAGUCAAGAAGAGGAUAUGAAGAUACCCAAUCUCUACCGUUACAUACAGCCAUGGGAAAGUGAAUUUAUUGAUUCACAACGGGUGUGGGCAGAGUAUGCUUUAAAGAUGCAGGAAGCACAGGCCCAAAAUAGACGUCUUACACUUGAGGAUCUGGAAGAGUCUUGGGAUAGGGGAAUUCCGCGUAUAAACACUCUGUUUCAGAAGGAUAGACACACAUUAGCAUAUGAUAAAGGUUGGAGAGUCAGAACCGAUUUCAAGCAGUACCAAGUCUUGAGACAAAAUCCUUUCUGGUGGACUCAUCAGAGGCAUGACGGGAAGUUGUGGAACCUGAACAAUUAUCGAACUGAUGUAAUCCAAGCUCUUGGAGGUGUUGAGAGUAUUCUUGAGCACACUUUGUUUAAGGGAACGUACUUCCCAACUUGGGAGGGUCUUUUCUGCGAGAAGUUGGAUCUAACUGGAAUUUUCAUGCAUGAAAAGAUUCCUACCCUUAAGAUAUCUUUGAUUCAGAUUUUCCGUGCCUAUAUGUGGCAAAUGAUCCACGAGAGCAUUGUUAUGGAUCUUUGCCAAGUAUUGGACCAACAUAUAGAUAGUUUGGGGAUAGAAAGCGUGCAGAAAGAGACAAUUCAUCCAAGGAAGAGUUACAAAAUGAAUAGCUCUUGUGCUGAUAUUCUUCUGUUUGGUGCCUGCAAAUGGCCAAUGUCGAAGCCAAGUUUGGUGACUGACUCGAAUGAUAUGUUUGAUCAGAACGCUAGUAAGAAGUAUUGGAUAGAUGUACAACUUCGAUGGGGAGAUUAUGACUCUCAUGAUAUUGAACGAUACACUAAGGCCAAAUUCAUGGAUUAUACAACGGAUAACAUGUCUAUCUAUCCAGCUCCAACAGGUGUGGUGAUUGGGAUCGAUUUGGCAUACAAUGUGUAUUCUGCUUUUGGUAAUUGGUUCCCUGAUUCAAAAUCUCUGGUUACUAAAGCAAUGAAUAAGAUUAUGAAGUCAAAUCUGACGUUAUAUGUGUUGAGAGAAAGGAUAAGGAAAGGUUUGCAGUUAUACUCAUCUGAGCCUACGGAGCCAAAUUUGUCAUCUCAAAACUAUGGCGAAAUAUUCAGCAAUCAGAUACGAACGUUUAUCGUGUGA